Striga hermonthica is the source of this 5715-nucleotide messenger RNA. The record is from the annotation of a GenBank genome assembly. NCBI's taxonomy places the organism in Eukaryota, Viridiplantae, Streptophyta, Magnoliopsida, Lamiales, Orobanchaceae.
AUGGUUGCAUUAACUGAAUGCUCUGGUUUUGCUGUUGUUCCUUACAUUCUUAUACUUUUUGUCUUGUUUUCCAUCAACUGUCGAGGGGAAAGAGUUUCAGAACAAACAACUGUCAUCGACAUCGGUGUAGUUCGAAACUCAAAAUCACCUUUCGGUGAGAUGAUAAAUCUGUGCUUAGAGAUGGCAAUUUUAGAUUUUUACACAGCAAAUCCUGACUAUAAGACAAGGAUACGGCUGCGGACUAAGGAUGCAGAAGACGCGCUCGGCAUUAGUCUUGCAGCUCUACACUUAGUGCAGCAGGAUCAAGUGCAUGCAAUCUUAUGGCAUCACGAACCAGAGCAAGCAGAGUCGUUUGUCGUCGAGCUCGGCCGAAAAUCCCGAGUCCCGAUAAUCUCCUUCGCCUCAACCACCGCCGAUUUUUCUGCCCCACAAAACGAUUAUCUCGUCCGGGCUUCCCUAGAUGACUCGGUCCAUGCUCGGGCCCUUGCGUCCGUUUUUCAAGAAUUCGCGUGGAAAAACGCCGUAAUUCUCUAUGAAGACUCCGCCGCCGGCCGCCGGUUCCUCUCCCGCCUCAACGCCGCGUUCCGGGACGCCGGAAUCGCGCUUUCCGACGCUGUAGCCGUGCCUCCAUCUGCGGGCAGGGCCCACAUCCUCGACGAGCUGGCCGAGCUGAAUGCGAACCAGACGGUCAAGGUCUUCCUAGUCUAUGCGGGCCCCACGCUCGGGUCCCGGUUGUUCGCCGCGGCCGAUGAGGUCGGCAUGAUGCGAGACGAGCAUGCGUGGAUAAUCACGGGCGCGAUGUCCGACUUCGCGAUGAGCUUCGUCGAUAUUCGAGACGCUCAUCGGGAGUCGAUGGACGGAGCCGUGGGCGUGAGGGCCCGAGUCCCUCCUUCGGACGAGCUCGGAAAAUUCCACGAGAGGUGGAGAAUAAAAAGUACGAUUAUGAAGAUCGAGAAAGAAAAGGAAGACGAUUCGUGGAGGAUAAUGGACCUAAAUGUUCGCGGGCUUUGGGCUUACGACACGGUGACCGCAUUAGCAACUGUGGUGGAGAAGAUCGUGCGGUCGAACGCGAGCUCGAGCUCUAGAUCUGCUUUUGGCCCCCGACUACAAGAAGAAAUGUUUAGCAUUCGAGUCAAGGGUUUAAGCGGAGAGUUUGAGCUAUUGAACGGGACGCUAAAGCCCUCAGCGUUGGAGAUAUUCAAUGUCAUGGGAAGUGGAGAACGGAGGUUAGGAUUUUGGACGCCCCAGAACGGGAUAGUAAGAGAUUUGGAUUCAAUGCCGGUUAAAGAACUUAAAAGAAUCGUGUGGCCGGGAGAUUCCGCUACGCGGCCAAAGGGGUGGGCCGUACCACCGACGGGCCCGGUUAGGAUUGGAGUUCCGUGGAAACAGGGAUACACGGAGUUUGUGAAGGUGAAGAUCGACAACAAAACAAAACAAGUAGAGGCAACUGGGUUUGUUAUCGAUAUCUUCUUGGCAACGUUAAAGGUGUUGCCUUUUCCGAUCAAUUACACGUUUGUUUGCUAUAACGGUACGGGUGACUCGGAUUGGAAAUAUGACGACAUGCUUGCCGGGAUAUCGGAAAAGAAAUUCGACAUGGUGGUUGGGGACACGACGAUUCUCUCUUCACGAGCAUCGUACGUUGAUUAUUCACUACCCUACGCCGAAUCGGGACUCGUUCAUCUCGUCAAGAAUGAAAAGCCAUUCGACAUGUGGAUUUUCACCAGGCCGUUGAGGUGGGAUUUGUGGCUGGCUAUCACACUGUCAUGUGUGAUCAUGGGAUCGGUUAUCUUGGUUCUUGAACGCGGGAUUACUAAUCCUGCUCCCAUCGACCGACCCAUAACGGUCUGUUUGGCUCCCAUUGAAGUUCUGGCUUUCCAAGAAAAAAAUAACGUAUCGAGCAAAUGGUCGUUCUGCAUGUUGAUUUGCUGGUCGGUUGUGGCGUUCAUAUUGAUGCAGAGCUUCACGGCCAACUUGUCGGCAAUCCUGACCGUCGAUCAGCUGAUUGAGAACCCGGACCACAAUUGCUACAUCGGGUACCAAGGCGCAUCGUUCGUCAAGUCAUUUUUGGUCAACCAACUAAAAUACAACGAGACUCAACUAAAAAAUUACACGUCCCCUGACGAGUUCCACCAGGCAUUGCGAAAAGGGAGCAAAAACGGUGGCGUGGACGUUGUGAUAGACGAGAUCCCUUACGCGAAACUUCUCAUAAACCGGUACGACUCGAGGUACAAGGUUUACGGGCAGACUUACAGAAUCGAAGGCCUUGGCUUCGCAUUUCCGGUUGGGUCGCCACUGGCGCCGUAUUUCUCGAGAGCUAUACUAAACGUGACGCAAGGUCCGGAGAUGACGUUCAUCGAGCAGAAGAACUUCGGGCCGGGCUAUUCGUCCCAAGACCCGCUCUCGUCCACCCUGUCACAAGGGACCUCCAGCCUGUCUUUCUACGACUUUGCGGGUCUCUUUAGUAUUGUGGGGUCGCUAACUGUGGCAGCUGUGGCCUGGUCCGAGAGGGCCGCUGUAUUUGCUGCGAUGGGUUAUGUAAGACAAGUCGUUGGCAAUGUUGCAUAUUACAGGCUUUACAGCUUUAAUAUGCUGUGCUCACUACGGUCAUGCGCCGGCUACGGGCGCCUGCAAAGCCUGGUGGAUUCGAUCCACGGACUAUUACGUAGUUCUUUUCUGUCGCCGGAGUUGCAGUGUGCGGCGGCUGCAAUUCUCCGUGGGACACUCCUCGCUGUCAACAUUGGUGUGGUUCGGAACUUAAGCUCGCCCUUCGGGAAAAUGAUUAAUUUUUGCGUAGAGAUGGCGAUUUCAGAUUUUUAUUCAGCACAUCCAAAUUACACAACAAGGUUGGGACUGAGGUACAAGGAUGUACAGGACUUGCUUGAUGUUGAUCUUGCUGUUCUAGAGUUAGUGGAGCAUGAACAAGUGCACGGAGUUAUCGAGCCUCAGGGGUCAGCAGAUGAAACAUUUGUUGCCGAACUCGGCAGAAAAGCUCAGGUGCCCGUUUUUUCAUUUGCUCCAAGAGGCUUGCUCCUGCCUGGCUCAGAAAGCCCCUACUUUAUAAGGACAUAUGUUGAUGAUGCAGUUCAAGCUCAGGCGCUAGCUGCCAUCUGCCGGGAAUUCAAGUGGAAGGAGGCCGUGAUCGUCUUUGAAGACACGGAUUCCGGCUACCAAUUUCUAUCUCGUCUGAGCAAGUUAUUCCGGGAUGCUGAAAUUGUGCUGGCCCAUCUGGCAGCCUUGCCGGCCUUGGCCGAUGAGAGCCGUCUCGCCAAGGAGCUCGAGUUUCUGAAGCAAAACCUAACGGUCAAGGUCUUUCUGGUGCACGUGGGGCCCACACUUGGUGUCCGGCUGUUCACUCUCGCCGAGAAGCUUGGGAUGAUGAGCGAAGGGCACACAUGGGUAAUCACCGAUAGACUUUCCAACUUUCUGGGUUCUGUGGGCCCAUCUGCCCGUUCCCUGAUGGAAGGCGUGGUGGGGCUUAGGGCCCACGUUCCCUUCUCCAGCGACCUUGAGAGUUUCCGGGAGAGAUGGAAGGGGAACGACACGGAUUUGAACAUCCACGGGCUGUGGGCUUAUGAUACAGUAACUGCCUUAGCAAUUUCGUUAGAGAAGAUUGGACAAGACAAUUUGAGAAUCCCGUCUCUUGGUCCUCUGUUCCUAAAGGAAUUGUCUGGGAAUAGGUUCCGAGGCUUGAGCGGAGACUUUGAAUUUCUCGAAGGGAGGCUGAAGUCCCCGGCAAUUGAGAUAUUCAAUGUGGUUGGGAGUGGAGAGAAAAGUCUGGGAUCCUGGACGCCCGGUGGGGGAAUCAUGAAGGAACUCAGGAAGGCCAUGUGGCCAGGAGACUCCACAAAGCAGCCAAAGGGCUGGUCAGUCCUACCAUCUGGAAUGCUCAGAGUUGGGAUCCCUUGCAACUCGGGGGCCCCAGAGUUUAUCAAUAUCUCGGCAAUUAUUGAUCCUUUAACAAACGAAAUAAAUGCCAACGGGUUUGCAGUUGACGUGUUCUUGGAAGCAUUACAUGAGCUGCCUACGCAUAUCGACCACAGAUUCUAUUGUUACGGUGAUAUGAAUAACACUGAUUGGAGUUACGACGACAUGCUUCAGCAGAUACCUGAGAAAUUUGAUAUGGUGGUAGCGGAUGUGACCAUUUGGGCGCCACGGACAUUAUAUGUUGACUUCUCGCUGCCCUAUCUUGAGUCGGGAAUUGUUCUGGUUGUCAAGAAGAAGAUGAUUGGCAUGUGGAGUUUCACCAGGCCGUUGAGGUGGGAUCUAUGGCUGGCGAUCUUUGUGUCGUGUUUAUCAAUGGGAUUAGUUAUACGGGUUUUGGAACGCCGGGAGACCAACAAUAAUGCUGGGAGACAUCCAUUUGGCACAACAUAUUUAGCUCCCGUUGCGGUUCUGACUUUCCAAGAAAGGGGUAUGGUCUCGAGUAAUUGCUCAAAGUUCGUACUGAUUUGCUGGGUGUUCAUGGCAUUUAUACUAAUGCAGAGCUUCACUGCAAAUUUAUCUGCUAUUCUAACUGUUGAUCAACUGAAAUUUGCAUUUUCCGAGGAUUACUAUUUAGGCUACCGUUCAAGUUCCUUCACCAAGAAGUUUCUGGUGAGGAAUCUGAAUAUUGAUAAAUCGAGGCUCAAGCCCUACAUUACUGACGAAGAAUUCCAUGAUGCCAUGAGUAAAGGUAGCAAGAAGGGGGGAGUAGAUGCCAUCUUUGACGAGAUUCCCUACAUGAAGCUAUUCAUGAAUAAAUAUAAAUCUAAGUACAAAAUAGUCGGACCAACUUACAGAACAGAUGGUCUUGGCUUCGCCUUCCCCUUAGGCUCACCCCUCGCUGCGAAUUUCUCGAGAGCAAUCUUGAAAUUUUGUGAAAAUGGACAGAGGGAAAUUUACGAGAAAAAGAAUUUUGGAUCUGGCUAUUCUACCUUAACCGAGCAGGAGACUUCAAGCCUCACUUUCUAUGAUUUCUCGGGCCUUUUCUAUGUUUUGGCUUCGGCGGCUGUAUGCGCAGUGGUUUGCUCUGAGACCAAAAUUCUAAGUAGAUUCAGUAACAUGUGCUUCUUUUUGAAUAAUGGAAGAAAUGUAAAUGCCGUUUUUCCUGAAGCUGCAGUUUCAGACAAGCAGGAGCCCGAGGAAGACAGUGAUGCUGAUGGAGAUAUUUUUGAGGAUGCUUUGGAUUAUGAGGCCGAUGAUGUUCAAGCUGACAGAGUCUCUGAAGUUGAGUGGGUGAGUGAUCUGCUUCUGGAUAAUAAAAAGGAAUGGAAUGCCCCACUGAUUCAAAAGCUAUUCACAGAUCAAGAGGCCACUGAAAUCCUCAACAUUCCUCUUGAGGAUACUGGAAGAAAAAGGAGAUUGCAGUACCUGAAAGCAACACUAGUACAACCAUUAAGAGGAAGAUGUGGUCUGCCACCUGGAGUCUCCAGGGAUUUGGAGGAAGCUGUUCUUACUGGUAUUCAGCAAGCACUUUGGAAAGCUUUCAUGUUGGAUUGGAGGAGCAUUGAGAUUGUGAUUGAUGAUGAGGUUAUGAACUGCGGCGGAACACCUUACCUCGGGAGUCGAUCGGUUCCAAGUAACUACAAUGUUGUUACAAAGAGAUGCUUAUCAUUUAGCGCGAAUAUCGAUGAUUUCGCUUUACCGGAUGGGUCGAUUCCCGACGCGGGCUCCCGUAUAAGCCUCGUUGACUCUUCUAUGCCCGGCCGGGUGGAUUGGAUCAGCGGACCCGACUGA